CCCUGCUUGCUGAGCGAGCCAUCUGGAAUCCUCCUCUCGCUCCCCGUCACGUCUUCUCCGGCGAUUCCUCCUGCCGGCCGCCCCUGCCCCGCACCCCACCCCACCACUGCCGCCCGCCCCGAACCCCGGAGAAGAAUCGAGGCGGCGUCAACCUCUCUACCCUCCCCAUCGCCAUGGAGCACGCGCUGUGGUCGAGCGGGGCCAGCGACAAGAACAAGUCCAUGGUCGAGCAGCUGCGGAGGUACGGGAUCAUCCGGUCCAGCAAGGUCGCCGAGGUGAUGGAGGCCGUCGACAGGGGUCUGUUCGUGCCGCCAGGCGGCUCGCCCUACUUCGACAGCCCCAUGCCGAUCGGGUACAACGCCACAAUAUCGGCGCCGCACAUGCACGCGGCCUGCCUGGAGCUCCUGGAGAAGAAUCUUCAGCCGGGGAUGCGUGCUCUCGAUGUUGGAUCAGGCACUGGAUACCUAACUGCUUGCUUUGCACUGAUGGUUGGACCGGAAGGGCGAGCAGUUGGUGUUGAACAUAUUCCAGAGCUGGUUGCUACUUCUAUUGAAAAUAUAAAGAAAAGUGCAGCAGCUCCACAGCUAAAUGACGGAUCUCUUAGUAUACACAUUGCUGAUGGCAGGGAAGGUUGGCCAGAGCUGGCACCCUAUGAUGCCAUCCAUGUAGGAGCUGCAGCGCCGCAGAUCCCAGAGGCGCUGGUCGAGCAGUUGAAGCCUGGUGGCAGGAUGGUGAUCCCGGUUGGGACAAUGUUCCAGGAGCUCAAGGUGGUGGACAAGAAGUUGGAUGGCACAGUCAGCAUUAGAGAUGAGACGUCUGUGCGCUAUGUGCCGCUUACCAGCAAGGAAGCUCAAUUGCGCGCAAACUGAUUGCGCUUAAUGCACCACCUUGCCAGCUCAGGCCUUGGAUGAUUCGACUGAUCGAAUCAUUAUUGUUGUACAUAAAUUGAUCCUACUGUGUCUAGUGCAUGCACUUUUGAAAUAAUGUAAAAUGGUAUCUCAUCAUGAAGUGAUUGUUACUGUUCAGCUUUUGAUCGGUUUA
Messenger RNA from Panicum virgatum (switchgrass), 1041 nucleotides. RefSeq names its product protein-L-isoaspartate O-methyltransferase 1-like. Gene Ontology annotation, molecular function: protein-L-isoaspartate (D-aspartate) O-methyltransferase activity. The record is from RefSeq and is a predicted model, not a curated record. The transcript has 4 exons. Bases 174 to 869 code for a protein of 231 amino acids. Gene Ontology annotation, biological process: protein modification process. NCBI's taxonomy places the organism in Eukaryota, Viridiplantae, Streptophyta, Magnoliopsida, Poales, Poaceae. Gene Ontology annotation, cellular component: cytoplasm.